This is a messenger RNA of Esox lucius (northern pike), 9097 nucleotides long. It is a transcript of the gene tulp4a, whose product is annotated as TUB like protein 4a. The coding region runs from base 1006 to 5946 and encodes 1646 amino acids. NCBI's taxonomy places the organism in Eukaryota, Metazoa, Chordata, Actinopteri, Esociformes, Esocidae. Gene Ontology annotation, molecular function: protein binding. The transcript is spliced from 15 exons. The record is from RefSeq and is a predicted model, not a curated record.
UAGGAAUACACACUAUUGUGGCUAGCUUUUUAGACGUCGGGCCAGCAACAAGAGAAAGACGAGAGGGAGAUUUCUUUGAUGGGGUCCCAGACGUUGUUGGGAAGGCAAGCUGGGUGACGCAAUGACGUCACCGGGCGAAGCAGCGCUCCCGUGGUUUAGGGUUCACAGCUGAUGCGAGGAUUCCCUCCUUGUGCUACCAGUCAUUGCAUCGAGAACAGUUGUUCAUUAUGAUGACACCUAAUUGGAAAAUAAUAAUUGUUUGCACUAUAAUGAAGCAGCCGAGGUUGUGAAAUUUAUCUUGGCUGCCUGCAUGAUAGAAAAUUAGACUUUUUGUCUCAUGCACUCAACAGUUGUCAUUUUUAAGACCCAAUGCAACAAAGUAUAUAUUUAUUUUUUGUACGUAUUGUUUGGUUGAGUGGUCGGAGUGGCUUUGUUAUUUUUGACUUUGAGCUGCCAACUUGUUCCUGUGUUUUAGCCAUGUUUUUCCCUCUUAUUUUCUCAUGAUUGGUGACGUAACUCUAAGUACACCUCAUGUUAACCGGACAUUUUUUGCACGUGGAUAACAUUUAUAGAACGCAAUGUAUAGGCUAAUACUUUAAUAUUGGAUUUGCUCGAUGGUCAAAGUGAAUACACAUGGAUUCACUAUCGCAGGACUAACUGAUUUAAACGAUCAAAAUUACCUGAUCUCGUGCCUUUUUCGUUUAUGCAAAAUCACCACUGGCCAGCCAUGUUAUAUGGAACAUUUGGUGAUCAACAGCUUAUCAGCCACGCAAGAACUUGAGCUUUCCACUUUUGAUAUUUUCAUAUAAACCUAUAGGAACAACCUGAGAGACUACUGAAACGUAAAAUACUAUGCAGUGCGUCCACCAUCUGUUCUGCGGCGCCAGCACAAGUUUCGCUGCAGCAGAGCAAAAAGGCUUGUAGCUGGACCGACCACUCUCUCCAAAAGGUUGCAGGACGCCACCGGAUUCUCCUGGUGAAACCAGUGGCGGUGGGUCGGCAGGCAUGUACGCAGCAGUGGAGCAUGGCCCUGUCCUGUGCAGCGACUCCAACAUCCUCUGCCUUUCCUGGAAGGGCCGGGUACCCAAGAGCGAGAAGGAGAAGCCUGUGUGCCGGCGGCGCUACUAUGAGGAAGGCUGGCUGGCCACGGGGAACGGUAGAGGGGUUGUCGGGGUGACGUUCACAUCCAGCCACUGCAGAAGAGACCGAACGACCCCACAGAGGGUCAACUUCAACCUGAGAGGGCACAACAGUGAGGUAGUGCUGGUGCGAUGGAACGAGCCCUUUCAGAAGCUUGCAACCUGCGACACGGAUGGGGGCAUCUUUGUGUGGAUCCAGUAUGAGGGACGCUGGUCUGUGGAGUUGGUCAAUGACCGUGGGGCUCAGGUGAGUGACUUCACUUGGUCCCAUGAUGGUACCCAGGCUCUCAUCUCCUACCGAGAUGGUUUUGUCUUGGUGGGUUCAGUCAGCGGCCAGCGACACUGGUCAUCGGAGAUCAACCUGGAGAGCCAGAUCACCUGCGGCAUCUGGACCCCUGACGACCAGCAGGUGCUCUUUGGUACUGCAGACGGCCAGGUGAUCGUGAUGGACUGCCACGGGCGCAUGCUUGCCCACAUCCUGUUGCACGAAUCCGACGGCAUCGUCAGCAUGUCUUGGAACUACCCAAACUUCCUGGUGGAGGACAGCAGUGAGAGUGACACCGACUCGGAUGACCUCACACCACCACUAGUGCACAGUUUGAAACCUCUGCUGACGGUCAGCUUCACCUCGGGAGACAUCAGCCUGAUGAACAACUAUGAUGACCUCUCCCCCACUCUCAUCCGCACCGGCCUCAAGGAUGUGGUGGUCCAGUGGUGUUCCCAGGGGGAUCUCCUAGCCGUGGCCGGGAUGGAGAGUGCCACGCUGCCCCCAGACCUCUCCUGUCCAACUCUCCCCAGGAACGCCAUUGUCAAGUUCUACAACGCCUGCGGAGAUCACAUCUACACACUGGAUACACCUGCACAACGUCCCAUCACCACACUGUGCUGGGGUCACCGGGACUCCCGGCUGUUCUUGGCGUGCGGGGCGUUACUCUACGUGGUCCGGGUGGAACACCGUGUGGCCAGCCUGCAGCUGCUGUGCCAGCAGGGGAUCGCCGGGGCGCUGCGGGAAGAGAAAGACGUGGCCAAGCUCACUAUGCCCUCGCGUCUCUGUUCCUACGUAACCACAGCCUUCUCACCCACCCUAAAGCCCCCUAUCCCCGACACCAACAAUAUGAGGGAAUUUGUGAGUUACCCGACAGCUGGGAACGAGCGUUUGCACUGCACCAUGAAGCGUACGGAGGACAACCCCGAGGUGGGUGGGCCCUGCUACACCCUGUACCUGGAGUACCUGGGAGGUCUGGUGCCCAUCCUCAAAGGCCGGCGAAUUAGCAAGCUCCGUCCAGAGUUUGUCAUCAUGGACCCCAAGACGGACGGCAAAGCUGAUGAGGUGUAUGGGAACAGUCUGAUCUCGUCGAUGAUAGAUAGUUGUAACUGCUCAGACUCCAGUGACAUAGAGCUGAGUGACGACUGGGUCGGCAAGAAAUCCCCAAAGAUAUCCAGAGGCAGCAAGUCUCCCAAACUUCCGAGGAUAAAUAUUGACCCCAGGAAGUCCCCGAAAUUGUCUCGCAAUACACAGGACAUCUCCCGGUCACCCCGGUUACCUAUUCGAAAGCCUUCCAUCGGUUCCCCAAGUCUCACCCGCAGAGAGUUCCCCUUGGAUGUCAUCACACAGCAUAACUACCUUGCUCAGGUCACGUCCAAUAUUUGGGGAACAAAGUUUAAGAUUGUGGGACUAGCCAGCUUCUUGCCAACCAAUCUCGGUGCAGUGAUUUACAAGACCAGUCUACUCCACCUGCAGCCUAGGCAGAUGACCAUCUACCUGCCAGAGGUGCGCAAGAUCUCCAUGGACUACAUCAACCUGCCUGUGUUCAGCCCCAACGUCUUCAGUGAGGACGAGGAUGACCUGCCUGUCACCGGGGCCAGUGGUGUUGCCGAUGACAACCCCCCCUGCACUGUCAACAUCCCCAUUGCCCCCAUCCACAGCCCUGCCCAGGCCAUGUCACCCACCCAGAGCAUCGGCCUGGUCCAGUCCCUCUUGGCUAAUCAAAAUGUCCAGCUGGACGUCCUCUCCAAUCCCACUGCCAUCUCCAGCGCAUCGGCCGCAGGAGGUUCAUCGGACCCAAAUCAGGACACUAUCCUGACUGCUCAGUACACGGUGCCCAGCAGGUAUUCCAACCCGGGGCAGGUCAUCUUUGGGGGGCUUGAGAUGAGCCGGCUUUUGGUAGGUCCUCCUCCGCUCCAGAUCCCAGUACCACCUGCGCACCAGCUCCAGCAGGGGGUUCUACAGAUCCAGAUCCCUCACCCUGCUGUGGAGCUGGUGGCUGAGCGAAGGGUCAGCGUUGAACACGAGCACCUGCUGAAGAUCAAGCCCACCCGCUCUGUUCCCCAGCUGGCCGAGGGGGACACGGUGGUGUUCAGUGCCCCCCUGGAACUCAGCAAGAUGAACCCCCCGCCCCCAUACCCUGGGACAGUGGCAGCCGCCGUGGCGGCCGCGGCAGCCUCCACUUCCGCAGCGGCAGCAAGCAGCUCACCCGGACAGGCCGGGAGCAGUAACGGAACGCCACCACCGGUGGAUCUGUGCCUGAAAAAGGGGGACUUUUCUCUUUAUCCUCCAGGUCAACCUGGGGCACAGUACCCAACCCCACUUGGCUACGAGCGAAUAACGACAUUUGACAGCAGCGGUAACGUGGAAGAGGUUUGCCGGCCUCGAACUCGGCUGGUCUGCAACCAGAACGUCUACACACUUCAGGGCCCGGGAAGUUCGGCCACUCUCAGGGUCACGUCUUCCUCAUCAGACGGCAAGAAGAUCCAGCUGCCCUAUGCCUCGGCCACCCUCAACAGGCUUACAGUCCCCCGAUACUCCAUUCCCAGCGGGGACCCGCCCCCAUACCCUGAUGCAGCCAAACAGAACACUGCAGUGGGGAGGAGCACAGGACAGCGCCAGGACAGCAGUCUGAUCCACGCCACGCUCAGACGGAACAGCCGGGAGGCCGCCCUCAAAGUCUCUCAGAUGCUGGACCCUCAGAGGACCCUGCCCCCUAAAGCCAAAUCCCAAAACGGUGCGCUGGCAGCCUCCUACCAACAGAGGGUGCCUACAGCCCUAUACACCUGCAGUCAGUGUAGUAGUAACAGUAGUGGGCUUAGCAGCGCUGCCAGCAGUGCUCCCAGUGGGAGUGCGAAUGGAAUCGCUGGGGGCACAAUCAUCAGACAGGAUUUCCCGCCAGGGAAUGGGGCUCCUCACAGUACGGUGAUUGUCCAUUCCAACAGCGCCUCUCCCCUGGCUUCACAGUCCUCAUACAACCUGCUUAGCCCGGAUGCUUCUGGCAAUGGAGGUGUUGGGAACCGAGAGAGGGCAGAUUAUGUGAACUCUGCCUUCACAGAGGAUGAGGCACUGAGUCAGUCGUUGAGGCAUCUGACACUAGGGGGCGCCGAUGUGUCCGGACUGACAGUCAAGAGGCCUCCGCCAUACCAAUGGGAUUCAGGGACUACCGAGGAGGUGUGGGUGCCUCAAGAACGGAUUGGUACUCUGUCCUCAGUCACAACCUCCGGACCUCACAAACCUCCUCCGCUUAUCCUCAGCCCAGCCCAGCACCUCGAUGUGUCCCGGCUGCCUUUUCUCCUGUCUCCCAAGUCCCCGACCAGCCCCAGUGCUGCGUCUUUCCAGGUGGCUGCUGCAGCCGCGGGCUACCAGAUUUCUCUCCAGUACGCUCAAGGCACAACCUUCAGUGGGCCCCAGCUGCAGCACAUGCCCAGCUCUCCACGGGCCUGCUCCCCUAAGGAGCUGGUGGCACCAGUGCCCUUCUCCCAGCAGGAUGCCACCCUGGUCCUACCACCCGGAUACCCUGCCAACCUGGCCAGCCUGGCCUGCUGCCCCCUCCCACCCAUGUACCCAGGGGGUAGCUCCUGUGCUGGGCUCCCCAUCCCCCCCAUUGCCCUUCACACCCCCUGGGGCACCUACAACCCCUGUCCACCCUUGCCCAGCCCCUCAGGUACGGUACCUGCCAUGCCUCCCAAGCUCUCCCAGAUGAUGGUCGGCAAAUCAGCUCUCUCUCCCCCUCCUCCCCCACCGGCUCCGCCUCCUCCACCCCCAGUAGAACUGCAAGGUCAACCUGGGCCCCCAGAACCCACAACCAUGGAAGCUGGAGAGGGUUUCCAGGAGGUAUUUUCCCUCAACGAGAGCCCUGUGGCCAGCCGCAGUGACAAGUUUGUCAAAAAGAACCGCAAGCGAGCUGACGGCAGAGCGGAAGAGGCCAACGUGCCGGCUAUUGCCGAGGGAGGCAAGUCGAAGAAGGAAGGCCGUGCACUGGGCGACUUCAACUCUCUGAUCUCAAGCCCGCGGUUGGGUGGCCGGGACAAGAAGAAGCCGAAGGGCCAAAAGGAGCAGCAACAGAAAGCCAAGAAACUGAGCAAGGCUCCCACCAACACCAACAGUGAGUUCCAGGACAGCUCGGAGAGCGAGCCGGAGCUUUUCAUCAGUGGGGACGAGCUGCUCAAUCAGUGCCAGAGCAGCAAGAAGGGCUGGAAGACCAAGAGGAACCUUCGGGCAGCCAGCGAGUUGGAGGAGAUCAAAUGUCGCAAGGCCAAUGAGAAGGAGGACCGAGGACUAGGUAGCCAAGGCUUUGUCUAUAUUAUGGCCAAUAAGCAGCCACUUUGGAAUGAGGCAACUCAGGUCUAUCAGCUGGACUUUGGGGGUCGCGUCACGCAGGAGUCUGCCAAAAACUUCCAGAUUGAACUGGAGGGGAGACAGGUGAUGCAGUUUGGCAGGAUUGAUGGCAACGCCUAUAUCCUGGACUUCCAGUAUCCAUUCUCUGCUGUUCAAGCCUUUGCAGUGGCUCUGGCCAAUGUCACCCAGCGCCUCAAAUGAGUUGCCCUGCCCCCCGCCCCCGACAACCUAAUUUCUAUUGUGAAUUGGUAUUUCUGCAGGAAGGACAUGAUAUGCUUCAUUUGAAUUUAGUUAAUGUUUAAACAGAAACUGUAAUCGAUUGCGUUGCGAGGAAAUCGACACUGGUGCUGCACUGCCCCGUGUGGCCACCAGUGUGUGCAAUACGCAUGGGAUGCAGGCAUUGGAGCCGAGCCAUAGUCGGCCUUGGCAAAGUCAGUGGUCUUUUGUACUGCUUAUAGGACCCGAGAGCUCAGCUUUCUGUUGUCAUCAUGCAAAUAAAUGCUGCUUUAGCUAAUGGAAGCUAGCUAGAGGAAAAAGACUUGACUGACCACCUUAAAACAGUUUGGGUUUCCUGUCAGCAUGGUUACGAGAGAUGAGUUCUCUCUGUGCAGUUUUAUAAAGAAGAAGCAGCAGUAAUACUUGAAAAAAAAAAACUAUCUGGAAGAUUGAAGAUUUCUCAUCUUUCUGGAGCGCACAGGUACUACUGGGCACUGAAAUCCUUUGCUGUAUGAAUCUUAAGUGAAACUGUUAACAUCACUUUAGCACUGCUUUUGCGUUUAGGUUUUUGCACCUGAAGAUCCAACUCUGUGGUGGGGUAUGGGGCAGACCUAGGCUGUUGAAAUGUCCUUUUUGUUGUUAACUGCCUUUCAGUCAGUCUGUUUUAGACUCCAAAUCUAUUUUGGCUGGAUUUGAGUCUUCAAUAUAUGCAUUUUGUUGUUGGAGCACUAGCACACGCAUAUACGCACGUGGUCUGAUUUCCAUAUUGUCAUGAACUCAGUAAAGUAAAAAAAGAUGUAAGCUGAACAACAUUAUUUUGUUUUACGUUUCCUCCUUGGAUUUUGAAGGACAAACUAUGUGACUCAUAUGGUUUAAUUUAUCUCUGCGUUUAGUUUCUACCCUCUUGCUAGGCCAUACAAGGUUCAGAUUUGAAUCAUUUAGUGGUUGUUGUUUGUAUUCAUGUUCUUUUCAUACAAUCUUAGUACCUUGUUUACAUGGAUUUCAAGAUGUCUACUUUAUUUGGGAGAAACAGAAAGACUGAAUUGAAAUACUGUUAUGUACAGUAUAAAAUCUAAGUGUUUUAGAAUCAGUUUUACUGUGUAAUUCGGACCAUUUUCUUGUAGCUCCCAUUUCUCCGUCAUGGUGUCAGUUGAGAGGGGCACAACAGAAAAUCCUAGAGGUUAGACUUUACAAUGCUGGCCUCUGACUUUUGUUUCCCUGACAUAAAAUUAUUUGUCACCUGCUGUCACUUCUGUGAAGUGAGCGCCAGCAUGUAGGUGUGUCCUGCACUUACACCCAUACCAAAUGUGUAAGCAAGGUACAGGAAAUAUUUUUGUACAUUUCACUUUUGCCAUUUCAUACAUUUUGUCAUGUAAAUAUCUUCCACAUAUCAUUCACAAAUAUUGUAAGACGUAUUGUAAGGAGUUAGACAAACGGCUUAUUUUAUCUUAGUCCACUCUCUGGGUUGAAAUGUAUGGAGGAUGGCUGUAUUGCAGUCUAGUAUAACUAUAGAAAUACACUACAAUCCCUGAGAGACCUGGCAUUGUUCCAUCCUUUCUGUCUUUGAAGUUAAAACCUCAAUGAAGGAAAAAGCUAUCUUGACCUGUUUAGAGCUUGGCAGCCUGUCUUUUAAGGUGACUGUAUAGUUUCUGGUAAACAGCCAUGCUUGUGGUCUGUAUGGUCUGGGAUGUGUCCAGGUGGGAGUGGGAUGGAUGCUGUUGAAAAAGGUGGGAACACUAAGUAUUUGUUGACUUCAGUGUGAUUUGAUAACUUGCUAACAGCACCCCACACUUUUAAAAGGCAUCAUUUAUUUUUAUCUGACUAGAAUAUGGAAUUGAUAUAGGGGUUAUGGUCACUUUAAAGUGUGUGUGCCAAAAAAAUGUAAUUAUGCAGUUUGAAAGACUAACACAAGGGGCCCUCUAUAACGUAUGUGCAUGUGUGUGACUGAGAGAGAUCAGGUCCACAAGCACACAUCACCCCAAUGAGAUUAUUGAAUUUGAUACUUUUUUUUCUUCUUUUGCUGAGCAGCAUGUUGGUGUUUGGGAUGUAUUGGGUUAGGAAAAAAGAGUUCUAAUUAGGGAAAAAAGAAAAACAGGAAGUAAAAAAAGAAUGUAGCUUAAAAGUGUCCAUCAAUGUUAUAUUUGUUUUAACAGACCAUUUAGUUCUGCACUAUUUUCUAAAGAAAGUUCCUCCCGUCAACAUUCUGUAAUCACAACAGUUUCACUUUCACGCUAGCUUUUUGGCAAAACAAUGAAGUUCAACUUGUUUUUGCUGGUCUGUACAAUUAAUUAACAUGAGAUUAUUUCUUACACUAAAGGCUGUACAUAAAUUGGUCACUCUGCUGAACAUUUAUUUGUCCUGAAAAGAGUUUGUGACUGGUGUAGUCUGUUUGGUAGAUUUGGGGAAGUGGGAAGGCAGGACAACAUGGAGAAGGGGCUAUUUUUCACACUGUUUUGGGACUUUUCCUGUGGAUGGUAUAAGAUUGCCCUGUUGUUGACUGUAUUGUAGGGUGUAUUGUAGUCUAGUUGUCGAGGAAGUAUGGUGUCCAUUCAAGUGUGUUUGUGUUCAAAUGUACGGUCAGCCAAUCCCAUCAGUAUUAUAUAUCUAUUAUCUUCAGUGUGUGUAUUUCCACUAACCCCUAUCCCCCCCCCCCCCCCACAAGUAAGCUAAACCUUUUUCACUCCUUCAAGCCUUUUAUCCUUUUGUUUAUUAUUGUCACCAUUUGGUGGAAAUCUACAUGUUCAUGAUGUUGAAUAAUUGGUCAAUUUAGAUUUUCAUUGUGUAUUAUUCCAAACAACUCACGCAUCACUCCACAUGACAUGCCAUUUGGAUAAGCCACUGAUAACAUAAUAAUCUCCUGUGGAUGCUGGUUUAGAAUACAUUAUGAAUGGGAUUGAUGAGGAGGUGACCUAUAAUAGACAUUGUAGGAUUUGGCUGUUUGUUUGAGCGUAAAUGUGCUUUGUACAUGUAGAUGUAGACGUAUAAAUGGAAAAAAAAUGAGAAAAAAUGAGUCUGAUUUGGUGACUGAAUGUUUAUAGUGAACGGUAGGUAAUAAGGCAUGCCAUGUAAAUAAUUUUACAAUUGUAUAUGUCACGCAUCUUUUGAUUAAAAUGUCAAUGUUUCAGAGACAAAUACA